Molecule: messenger RNA, 909 nt
Organism: Ceutorhynchus assimilis (cabbage seed weevil)
Lineage: Eukaryota; Metazoa; Arthropoda; Insecta; Coleoptera; Curculionidae
Source: the annotation of a GenBank genome assembly
AUGUUGUCAAACCGAGUGUUAGAUCUUUACAAAACGCCGCUAAGCGAUGAUUCAAUAAGUCGCAUCGAUUCUCAUACUUCUUUGCCUUACAUCAAAUCAUUUGAGAAUAAUGAUAUUAUUGAAAUUUCAAUUAAUAGAAACGAUGCGUGGGUGCUAAUACAUGAUGCAGCUUUAUCGAUAAGAGGAAAGUUAAAGAAAACUGCUGGAGCUGGCAACGUUAAAUUCGUCAACAAUGCCGGUGCAUUUUUCUUUGAUUCAAUCACAUAUUUGUUGAACGGGAUUGAAAUGGAACAUGUAAAAGAUCCUGGUAUUACGAGUCUAAUUCGAGGCUAUUUGUGCUAUACUGAAGAAGAUAGUAAUCAUUUAAAUGUUGCCGGCUGGAAUUAUCCCGACGUUCCAGCAACUUAUACAGAUGGUGCAUUCUUCAUGAGAAUUCCUCUCUAUCAUUUAUUGGGGAUUUUUACCGACUACAAAAUGGCUAUAUCUGGAAAGCAUACUAUACGUUUGGUGAGAGCUCGCAAUGAUGCCAAUUGUAUGCUAAUUACCGGAGCUGAUACUAAAGCAGAACUUGUUAUAGAAAAAAUUGAUUUGAAAGUGAAACACAUUAUUCCGAAUGAUUGUCUAAAAAUACAACUUUUACAAUCGGUCAAGACCGAUCGACCCAUUCUAAUUCCCUUUAGAAAGUGGGAAUUACAUGAAUUGCCUGCUCUUAAUGUGGGUUCAACAAAAGAAAUGUGGAGUGUGAAAACUACAACUAGUGUCGAUUGUCCUCCAUUGAAAAAUAAUUCGUUGUGGGUUGUUACCAAGCGAUUUCCAAAUGACAAAUGUCGAAUUAAUUCGGACUCUUUUCGAGUAUAUCCAAACAAAGCUCCGCCCCAAACUUCCUAUUGGUCGCGCUGGUUUCUGUAG